AUGGCACUCCAACUCAACGCUGAGCUCCAGUCCAAAAAGCACCGGGCGCUCUUUGACAUCAUUGACAAGCUCCGCUCCCACGGCAUUGGACAAGUCGUCGACCUCCCCGAGAUCAUCGUCUGCGGAGAUCAAUCGGCCGGCAAGAGCUCAGUGCUUGAGGCUAUUUCAGGUCACACAUUUCCCACCAGGGAUGGUCUUUGCACCCGAUUCGUGACCGAGCUGGUCCUCCGCUGGGAUCAUAUCGACAAGUUUAAAAUAUCCAUCAAGCCCGGCCCCGAGCGUACUGCCGAAGAUGCCGCCAGACUGCGAGACUUUUGCGACUCUUUUGCACCCAACAUUCCUCUGGAUAAGGUUAUCGAGGCUGCCAAGGAUGCAAUGGGCCUCGGCACUUCCAAGCGAUUCAGCACCGACGUCGCAUUGAAGAGCAUCAUCGACCAAGUCAGCGAUCUCGCCAUCGAGCGCCAGUUAAUCUGUUUUCUGCCCUCGCUCUUUACCGCGGAGAUAAUUUACGAUCUCACGGACGACCAAAUGUCUGCUCUGGCUGCCGAGGACGCGCAAACAGCCGAAAAGCGAAUCCGGUGCAGUGAACUGCUUUCUACCCUCCAUGCAAGUAUGGAGCUGAAGCCACUUCAGGGUCACCGGACCGCUGCUUACAAAGUUGUAAAUUCCAGAUGA
This is a messenger RNA of Pyricularia oryzae 70-15, 675 nucleotides long. RefSeq lists its product as uncharacterized. Gene Ontology annotation, cellular component: membrane; cytoplasm; microtubule. Lineage: Eukaryota; Fungi; Ascomycota; Sordariomycetes; Magnaporthales; Pyriculariaceae. The record is from RefSeq and is a predicted model, not a curated record. Gene Ontology annotation, molecular function: GTPase activity; microtubule binding. The transcript has 3 exons. The coding region runs from base 1 to 675 and encodes 224 amino acids.